AUGGCUAAUUUUCUGCCUGGUGGUGCCGAGGAAUUUGACGAUGAAGAUGACUUCUUUAUGGAUGAUGACGAUAUUAAAGAAGUCAAUAGCUUUGACCAACCAAGAUCCAGUCCAAGCAAACAAAAUAUUGCUCCUGAAAACGCUGACAAAUCGAAAAGCAGUAGUCCAUUCCGUGUAAAAUUAACAGUGGAAGACUUGAGAGUGGCAGCCAUCAGAAAUAAUGUUGAAAAGUUAAAACGGUGUUUACAACAAGGAUUUCCAGUAGAUGCAAUUCUCACAUCUGGCUGGUCUGUUCUGAUGUAUGCUGCCAAUUCUUCAAACCCAGAUUCUGUGGCUUUUCUUCUGGAAAAUGGCGCUGAUCCCAACUUUGAAACCAAUAAAUACUCAGUAUUAAUGGCUGCCUGUAGUUCUAACCAGCCUGCUGAUGAAGUGUUUGAAUGUGUUAGAUUGUUGGUAGAAAAGGGAGCACAGAUUAAUGACUAUGAUAGAUAUCAUAUAUCACCCCUAAUAUCAGCUGCUAGAGAAGGACAAGUAGAAGUGGUAAAAUAUCUGUUAGAUAAUGGAGCUACCAUCAAUAAACAAGAUACAAGAGGGUGGAGUGCAUUAUCAUGGGCAACCCAUCGUAACCAAGUAAAAGUGGUGAAGCUAUUACUAAAUGAAGGGUGUAACCAAGAAUUAAAACAUACAGAUGGUUUGAUGCCAGUGGAUCUGGCAAUAGGACAAGAUAACCAAAUAUUAAUAGAUAUAUUAGAAGGAAAGAAACCAAGUGAAAUGCCACAGACAAAAAAUGAAACAAAACCUCAAAUUAAUGGAGGCAAUGACAACACUCACAGUAAUGGUUUUGACAGCGAGAGGAAGUUGGAGAAUGGAUCAGGAGAUCAUUCGAAUUCUAAACCACCGCCUCGAUUAUCUAACGUUCGUGAGAGUGACUAUACAUUCAAUACUUCGCCUAAAGUCUCGUUUAAUUCAAUUCGAGAAGCAAUUGAUCACAGUGACCGUAGUGACUCAAAAGAGCAAGAAUCAAGUGACUCAAAAAUCAAAUCAGACAAUUCUCUACCUUCAUUACAAGUGAAAUUGUCAGAUUUUGUGAAAUUUGGAGAACUAGAGUUAUUUCUUCAAGGUUUAGGACUCAGUGAUUUUGUAGAGUUGUUUCAACAGCAAUAUGUCAAUUUUGAAACUUUUCUCUGUUUGAACGAAGAGGAUCUCAUUAAUAUGGGUAUACAACAGUUGGGAGUUAGAAAGAAGAUAUUAGAAGGAAUUCAGGCCGUACACAAGAGAGAUUGGGAAUCUAGUAGCCUAAUAUCACCACAGUAUAAAACUAACAUCAGUAUAGUUGAUGCUGUUGCCAUGGUUUCGAACCUAUCAAGACAUUUACUGUAUAUCAGUAGUUCGAUAGUUUAUAUCAACGAUCAAAUCAAAAAAAAUCCUCAUCUACUUAUUAAUACUCAGGGGAACAUUGGUGCCAAACAUUUAACUACACAAACAACAGACGCCUUACAGAGAGUUAAUGAUUUGAAAACACACAUAAACACCUUAAAUAAACGCCUGGAAAAGGAGAUGAAGUUAAUUGAUGGUGAAGUACCAGAUGUGAUACAGAAGCGAAAAAAUAAAUCGGGAAGGGCUAGAUAUUUUAAAAUACUCGUUGGUGUGAUAUUGGUACCCACUCUCGGUAUAUUAGUCUGGAAACACGACAAUGUUAGUCAUUUCAUAUCUCAGGGUAUUGACAGAAUUACUUCUAAAUAG
Messenger RNA from Lottia gigantea (owl limpet), 1743 nucleotides. RefSeq lists its product as hypothetical. Gene Ontology annotation, cellular component: pi-body. The transcript has 12 exons. The coding region runs from base 1 to 1743 and encodes 580 amino acids. NCBI's taxonomy places the organism in Eukaryota, Metazoa, Mollusca, Gastropoda, Lottiidae. Gene Ontology annotation, biological process: piRNA processing. Gene Ontology annotation, molecular function: protein binding. The record is from RefSeq and is a predicted model, not a curated record.